Molecule: messenger RNA, 1897 nt
Organism: Branchiostoma belcheri (Belcher's lancelet)
Lineage: Eukaryota; Metazoa; Chordata; Leptocardii; Amphioxiformes; Branchiostomatidae
Product: cytoglobin-1-like
Exons: 3
Coding region: 331-1041 (236 amino acids)
Molecular function (GO): oxygen binding; heme binding
Source: RefSeq, a predicted model, not a curated record
GGUGCGACAACUUACAGGACGUGUUCAUCCGUUAGGUCGCCCGGGCCACAGGUGAAGGGUCUGUCUCCGAGUGGAGACGGCCAAACCACGAGUCAACUCUGGGCUCUGUCGAUGUGUGGGACGUGAUGAAGUGAUCUUCUUUCCGUACAUCUCGGGGCUCAGUUGAGGAUUAUUGUUGGUGUGUGCUAUUUCACUUUCAGGUUCCGACCGGUCUACGGCACAAGGUCGAGUGUUCUCUUUCUGGACGAGACUGUUGACGGAGUGCUCGCGUGGCGGAAAAUUCUUUCAUCAAGCAGUGUGGUUCGGCCGCCUGCGCGCACACUCCCAGGCAUGGGAGCGAACAUGGGAUGCUCAAACAGCAAGAAGAUGUCGAACGAGCCGGAGUCAGCCAACAGCGGUGACAGCACACCGCCCAAACCUUCCACACCGUCGGCGCUGGACGAAAGGUUGCCACUUUCUCAGAAGCAGAAGUACUUGCUGUUAAAGUCAUGGAAAGGAGUUGCCAGACAAAUCUCACAGUGCGGCAAAACCAUGCUGAUAAGGUUGUUUAAAGACGACCCCCAGCUCAUGGCCGUCUUCAACCAGAAAUUCCGCCACCUGAGGGAGAGAGACGCAGACGUCUUGUACCAGGACGCCAUCUUGGACGCGCAUGCGGCGACGGUGAUGGAGGCGCUGCACGAAGCCAUCACGCACCUGGACGACUCGGCGUACGUCAUGAAGGUUUUACACGACGUCGGCAAGAUGCACCAACGGUACAACGUCGACCCUGGCGUUUUCUUGAAAGUAGAAAAGCCCUUCUUGACGGCUGUGAGUGAAGUCCUCGGCGACAGGUACACAAAGAACAUGGAGGAGAUCUACACCAUCACGAUCAAGUUCAUCCUGCAGACGCUGUCGGAAGGCUCGACCAUGGCGCUGACAGAGGACGAGGAGAAGAACCUGAGCCGGCUGUGGCGGCCGCCCGGCAGGGUGCACAAGUUCGUCAGACCCGAGAAGGUGGCCGCCAUUGUGGACGCCGAAGCAGCAGAGAAUGGCGUGCACUGAUCAAAGAGAUUUAUAGGAUUAAAACAGUUGAAGCCUGAAUAGACUUUCGGGUUUGGCACAGUGCUGGACAGGCCUUCACUCGUUUUGUCUGGGGCGUGAUGUAGGAAGCGCAAGCCGCUGUUCCAAUCAACGCACCUGCGCUCUGUUAAUGACCUUCCUCAGCGCUGGAGGAGGGAUAGUGAGGAUGCAGAAGACUGCUGAUCCGGAUGUUGAUGGCCAACACGCUACACAGCCCUCAUGUUCUGUUGUGUUUAGUUUCAAAAUUUUAUUGAACUGCAGCUAAGAAAGCGGUAUUGUCUUAGACAGGUUUCAUUGCCAGUGUUUCGUCAAUUUACAGUCAAGAGUCAGUUUGCUUUCACAUCAGUACCUACACAAACUGUUCUAAAACAUCUACAUCACUCGCGAUUGCGUUAUCCGAUUCACUUAUGUAACGCGCACACGUGUUGAACGUAAUUCGUCGAAGACGAUUGAGCUACAUCCAAUUGCUUUUAAUUUAGGUAAACCGUCGACUUGUACUUCGCUGUGGCGGUAAUGUGAUAUUCCAUGGAGAUAGUUCGGUUUAAUAUGAUAUUCCAUGGAGAUAGUUCGGUUUGCUUAUAUUUUUAUCUCAAUGAUGGCGUGACUAUGGUACAAUAUUUUAGAUCCCCUGAAGCUCAAAUGUAUACAUUGUCGAGGCAAAGUUUUGUGACGUUUACAGUGCAUACGCAUGUAGGUAUUUCUAUCACAUUGUUCAAAUCCUUCUGUCGUCUCGUGUGAUUUUGUCUCACAUUCAGGUUACGACUACACGCCAUGGUAGGAUGGUCCUCCGUCCAACUGCAACAUGGGGCGAUCAAUCAGAUUAGCUUAUAACAGCAUU